UUGAACCAGUCACUCUUAGAGUAGCUCUUAACUAACUUGCAUAUACCUGUCUAGCUUCCCUCGGUCACGGUCCCUCGCUCUGGGUUCCCCGAGGACUGCCUCAUUUCUUCGGAUUCUGGAUUUUGCUUUGGAGACCGCAACACGUUUUCCUGACAAAUCAAUGUGGAAAAACCUGCUGGAAGACCGCUGCUUCCACCAGCAAGUUUAAACCAGUGUGUCUUAGAACCUACUUACCACGGGAGAUCUGCAAUGCUCACAGCCGUCUGUGGUUCUCUUGGCAACCAGUGCUCAGAGACACCUUGUUCUUCUCCAAGCCACUUGGAGCUGCAGCCUCUGCAGACAUAUCAACCUCACACCAGCCCAGAAAGUGGGGGAGAUUUCCCAUCCCCUCUGCAACCCACAGAACUCCAGCACUUGCCUUUGGCUGCACCUGACACGGAAUACUCGGGUAACAGUGGUUACGAACUGCAUGGAUCUUCAAGAGUAGAUCUGGACAGCGAAAGCCAGCUGCCACCCGGGUCAUACUCUAAGCUUUUGCAAGCAACGCCAGAUAUGUCUCAGCAUUAUGAACCUUGGUUUAGACCUACACAUUCAGGCAACACCACUGAUGACAAUAAUGUCAACCCAUGGUGGGAUCUCCAUGCUGGAUCUAGCUGGAUGGAUCUUCAAAGUGGUCUCCAACCACCAAGCCACACAAGUGGUCUUCAGCCAGCAUUGGGUGGCUAUGGUUCUGCAGAACAUCAACUCUGUGGUCCACCUCAUCAUCUGCUGCCUUCAGCACCACACCUCAUGAAUCAAGAAGUUAUCAAAUCCCUAGAUUCUACUCAAGAGCCUCACUCAAUGGAGCAAGCUGGUGAUAGUAGUGGAAGGCCGAAAAGCUCAAGGCGUUCAGUGACCCGGAGCUCUGGCCAAGCUGUUUGCCGAUGUCCUAACUGUCAAGAAGCUGAAAGGGUGGGCCAGUGCCCUGACAAUUCCAAAAAGAAGCAUCUCCAUAACUGUCAUAUUCCUGGUUGUGGCAAGGCAUAUGCCAAGACAUCCCAUUUGAAGGCUCACUUGAGAUGGCACAGUGGUGACCGUCCAUUUGUCUGCAAUUGGUUGUUCUGUGGAAAGCGCUUCACCCGCUCUGAUGAAUUGCAGAGGCACCUUCAGACCCAUACAGGAACCAAAAAAUUCACCUGCCCUGUUUGCAAUCGAGUCUUUAUGAGAAGUGACCAUCUAAGCAAGCACAUGAAGACACAUGAUGGUGCCAAGGAAGAAGCAGAAGGAGAGGCUAAAACUGGAACAGAGCUUUCUGCUAAAAUCAAACGGGAACCUGAGGGAAGCGCAUCGAGUGCUACUUCUCAACCUAAUUGAGCCAUUUUCUUUUCAUCUUCUCUCAAGGAUAUCCAAUUCUUCCUAUUUCUCUAUAAUGGUCACUCCUGGGUCUGUAAUUUGAUCUUUCCUACUCAUGGCUACAGGAUCAAUCCAUCCUCUGACAUGAACUUUAGUCUGUCCUUAAAUGCGAUGUUAUUUAUUUUGUAGGAGGAAAGGGUGAUAUUUUGGGGACAAUUUGUUAAGGCCAGGCCUUUAGCAGUUUGUUUGUUUGGGAAAUAUAGGAAAAUACUGUUAAAAGAAUGGUUAAAGAGGUGGGUGGGUUAAGUGGCAUCUUGAGGACAGUUACAAAUGGAGGGAUGUAGUCCUUGCCUCCUUUCAUUUGAAUGAUAGGUUUCUUGUUUUUGCUAUAUACAAAAUCACAAACAUACAAAGGGUUAUAGUGGAACCUCAUUCUUUAGUUUAAGCUUUUAGAGAUUUAGGGAUUUGGAUAUUAACCGUCCCAUGUUUGGUUCCAGUUCAGUAGGUAACAUGGUAAAUCCAGCUUAGUAUGCAAAAUGUCAACCACACCUCAGUUUAGAUUUUUUGGGGGGGGGGAGGAUCACGAGUAGAAUUCUUGGCUUGCAUCUCAGAGAGCUACCUCACUCUGUUCCCAAAGCAGAGAUCCUAGACCAUAUCCUUACUUAUGGAUACAGGUGGCUUUAAAAGUAGAUUAGCUUUUUUUAUGGCAGUUGGUGGCCCUUGUAAAUUAUUGUAACAUGGAAUAACAUAAUCCAAGCUUUAAAUUUUUCUGAAGUCCCAACUGAAAUAUAGAUUUAUAUUUGCCUUUGGAGCUAGUGUUUUGCUUAGAUUUCUAUUAAAAGAUAGGUUUUCUAAAAUUGUUUGUAUUUUCAAUAAAAAAUGAAGCAUCUGGUCUCCAGGAGAUAUGACCAUUUCCUUUUCUGAGAAGAAAAAAGAAUGAGAAGAUAGAGAAAUGUGCAAAUUGAAGGAAUUGGGAAAUGAUAUUUUUCCUGCCACUGAAAAAAGACACCUGAAUAUUUUUGGGUAUAGGGCAGGAUGAAAAUACCAUAUUUUCUAAUAAUUAAUAUGCUGUUCUGUUAAUAUCUAGAAUGCUUUUGUAUGAUUGGAUGUUUCUUUAAUUUCACAGAAAUGAGAGGAUUUCCUUAAAAUAAGGGAGAAAAUUCAUGUUGUGUUGAUCGAGUAGAAAUGGCUAGCACUUUUUCUGUACGCACACUUUAAAAAUGUAUGUUUUCUCAGUCCUCCAAAUCUUUUUCCCUACUUUAAGGUUUCUUUGCAAGGGAAGUAUGUACUAAAGUGCUGGGUUAGGACUCAGUUUCUGAUUGCCUCAGGGCAAAUUCAGCAAUUAAGGAUGUGUUUUUGUUUUGUUUUGUUUGUUGCAUUCUUACUAUAGCAGAUGGCAAACUAGUUCAAGCACAUGAAUUGGUUAUAAUUGGUUAUUGUAAAUUGAGGCUAUCUUUCACUUACGUUAAUACCAGUCUUGAUUUCCAGCUGUAUAAAAAGUGAUUUAACUUUUGCUCACAGAACUGACUCACAAAUUUAACCAGGUUCUACAAUUAAAUCAGAUCUGAUUUAAGAUCUGAUCCUAGAACAAUUUUUGUUUCAGAUGUGGCCUUUAUGUCAGACAUCAUGUGCAAAUUCUUGCAAAUUGCUAUUACGUGUUGUGCAAGCAAAAUAAUAGAAGCAUUAAAAAAAUCUUAUUUGUACUUGUUUUUUUAAUUUGGAUAGAAAUAUGCAGAUUUCUGCUCAGAAACUGAAUGUGGAAGGGCUGCACCAUACUGUAUACUCUGGAUUGCUAGUAAUUCUUUUUGAGCCAGUUUUAUUUUAUGGAAGACUCUUAGGUGUCAACCAGCAGCAAUGAAAAUGGAGACUGGAAACAACACCAGAAGGAUGUAGAGCAAGCAGUGGAUAUUCUUGUGGUGGAGGUGGCUGCUAGAUAGAUGGCAGACUCCACCUCCCCCCCCCCUUGCUCUCUGCUCUCCACCAUCCAUCUUUUUAGUUACCGUAUUUUAUGUAUUUAUUCUCAUUGUAUUUCUUCGUCAUUGUUUGCUUCAUUGUUCUAUAAUUCUAUUUUUGUUUAUGUGCCUUUUCAUUUUUCUUCCUUUUUGUUAUUGUAGAUUGCCUAGAGAAAUCCCAUUCUAGGCAGCUAGUCCCACUUUGUUUAUUUAACAAAUAUUUAAAAACAUUUCCCCAAUCUUUCUUACCCAGAUCCAGUGUGCAGAGCCUGACUUGAAAGCAUUAGAACAAAAUGUUACAAAUAAGGAUAGAUUGCAAAACAUCUGGUGUCAGUGAAAAGGUGAAUGAAGGUUCUUGCUAAUUAGAUCUGAGAAUAGAGUAAACUCUGGUAUGCAAAUAGUGUUAUUUUAAAAAUUGUUUUUCUUAUCAGAUAGUUAUAGCUUUAUUUCAUAAGCAAUCCUUUAGUUCACUUUUACAGUUUAAUAAUAUUUUCUUCUAAAAUAAGUCAUGACUUGAAAAUACUGAAAUGUAAGUUGAAUAAAGUGCAUGUUUUAAUGUUAAA
Molecule: messenger RNA, 3847 nt
Organism: Crotalus tigris (Tiger rattlesnake)
Lineage: Eukaryota; Metazoa; Chordata; Lepidosauria; Squamata; Viperidae
Gene: SP6
Product: Sp6 transcription factor
Exons: 3
Coding region: 250-1353 (367 amino acids)
Biological process (GO): regulation of transcription by RNA polymerase II
Molecular function (GO): DNA-binding transcription factor activity, RNA polymerase II-specific; RNA polymerase II cis-regulatory region sequence-specific DNA binding
Source: RefSeq, a predicted model, not a curated record